AUGGGUUGUUCAUCUAGUAGAGAGACCCGUAGAAUUUUAGCUCCUUCAAAGAACUGUCCUAAUUGUAAAAAACAAUAUACCCAACGUAAUUGGUGUAAACCUUGUGAAUCCCGACGUUUCAAUGAUGAUUUUCAUAAUUGGACAAGUGGUGAUACUGAGUUAGAUCAAUUUAUCCAAUACACUCAAUUAAAUUCUGCUGCUCCUUUGACGGAAUUAGAAAAAAUCUUUAUGUCUUGGGGAUGGCAUAUGGGUGUCUCUCAGAAACAUGAUGUGUUUGAUCAAUUUAUUUCGGCUGAAAAUGAAAGACAAAGAUUAUUAAAAUCUGAUGAUUUGGAUUCCCUUAAACAACCACAUCCUGAAGCAAUUUAUAAAAGUAGAUUAUUGAAAUUUUCGGAUUUGCCAAAACCUGUGAAUAGAUCAAGUUAUCUUAAAGUUUCUACCGAACGGUCGUCUUUCUCUUUUAUUUCUGGUGAUGAUGAAAUAACUCCAUAUAAACCGACUGAUACUUAUGAUGGCUUUGAAAGAGAUUCUCGAGAAAUAAGUUUUCCUGUAUCAGAUGAAGACCUUGCAAUUUCAAUUAAUAACUUUUAA
Messenger RNA from Cetraspora pellucida, 591 nucleotides. NCBI's taxonomy places the organism in Eukaryota, Fungi, Glomeromycota, Glomeromycetes, Diversisporales, Gigasporaceae. The record is from the annotation of a GenBank genome assembly.